GCUGAGGCACUCACCACCAGUAACAAUUUAUCAGGCUUAAGAGAGUGGAACAAAUCGUGGAUGUAAAAGUAUGGAGGCAUCUCCUCAGUCCACUAUUAAUCCAUCCAAUUUCCUGCCAGGGUAGACUUUCUUCCAUUUGCGCUUCUCCUUUGGGGUCAGUCUACAGCAGCAGUACCCUCAGUUUCUUCUGGAAACUUCCCGGCUUACAGCCCCAGAGAGACAGGUUCUCUCCCGCUGUGUGGUUAAUAAAACUGGUAGGCCAGCCAGCUUCCUUCUGGUUGCCACGGAAACCACCAGGCCACUGGCCCUCUGGAAACGGAAAAGAACAGCAAGUGAGAGACCACGAGACCACGCAUUCCACCCCGGCUUGCAGAUGAACCCAGCUGUCCAGCCAGGGUGAAGGAUCAGUGGCCAGGGACGAGAUCCGCAGGCUGCAGAUGGGAGAGACAAGGCCCGGCGGCGCAGCCGCGAGACAGACACCACAAGAGGGAGCAUCAUCGAUUAUACGCCUGGCCAGUCACUCAUUUUCCCCAGGUGACUUCCACCGAACUGGCUCAUGAAGGAGAAACAGGAACACACCAGUCCAUGCUGGACAAGAAUGACGCCGCCUUCCAGCCUCUGCCUGCUUCUGCUUGGUGCACUGGGCAUCUUUGCACUUGGCCGCUUCACAAAAGGUCAGAAGAACAGCACGCUGAUCUUCACAAAGGGAAAUACCAUUCGGAACUGCAGCUGCCCUGUAGACAUCAGAGACUGUGACUACAGUUUGGCCAACUUGAUGUGCAGCUGUAAAUCUGUCCUUCCUUUCGCCAUGAAGCAAACCAGCUAUCAUGACCAGCUGACCAUCUGGUUCACAGAUACGUCCACAUUGGGCCACCUGCUGAAGUUCACUCUGGUCCAAGACUUGAAGCUUUCCUUGUGUGGUUCCAACACCCUCCCUACCGAGUACCUGGCUAUCUGUGGGCUAAAGAGGCUUCGCGUCAAUGCUGAGGCCAAGCAUCCCUCCCGGGAGCAAAGCUUGCUCAUCCACAACAGAAGGGAAGGCGGUUCCUUGUACAAAGGUUGGCAAACAUGUAUGUUCAUCUCACUCUUAGAUGUGGCUCUUUUCAACAGGGACUCAUCUUUAAAGUCAUACAGUAUUGAUAACAUUUCUAGCCUCACCAGUGACUUUCCUGACUUUUCUUACUUUAAAGCUUCCCCAAUGCCAAACAACAAAAGCUAUGUUGUUACCAUCAUCUACUAGCACCCACCCACCAGGAACUCUCAGAAACCGACGGACCAUUUGAAGAAGGAGUCUGGGGAGAAGGCCAUGAGACAGGUGUGUUUAUUCCGUCUCUCAGCCUCCAUUUACAACAAAGCCACACCCAAGAGCAGCCGGUUUCCUCUGCUCCGCUUCCAAUGCGGGGAGCUCUUUGAGUCCUGAGACAUGUCCUGGGGGCCAGCGCGAAGCUAGGUCUUUAUAACUGUCAGCCUGAGGAGAGAUGCCAGGCCAGAAGGGAGAGAGCAGUGCACACCGGGCACUAUUUAUUGGAGCCCAGUGUAGGCAUGGCCCCAAGGAAGGGAUCUUUUCUCAGAAUACAGUAAUCCUUCCUUAUCUGUGUGGGUACAUUCCAGGACCCUGAUGAUGCCUGAUUGAGCCAACAGCACUAAACCCUGUGCCUAUUGUUUUUUACCUAAAUGUAAGAGACGUGUGACAAAAUCUAACUUAUAAAUUAAGAUCACUGUGGGACUAACAAAAAUUGUAGCAUACUGUAAGAAAGUUAUGCAAACAUGCUUUCACACACUAUUACAUAGUAUUCACUCUUUCCAAGACGAUGGCUUCUCUUUGGCAUAGCAUUGCGGCUUUGCGUGUGAUGGCAAUUAUGGAGUAAAACAUGGACUUCUGAAUACUAACAUGGUAGUCACAAUAGUCGGUUUAAUAACAGAGACAAGCCACUGAGUGCCUGAUGGUUGGGAGUGUAUAUAGUGUUCCUGUGACAGGCAAGGGGAUGAUUCACGUCCCAGGUGGAAUGGGCAGGAAUACAUUCUUCACACUCCUCAGAACAACUCAAAGUUGACUUCUGACUUCUAAGUGAAACUACAGAUCAGGGACCACUGUGCCUUUUUUCCUUUUCUUCUUCAUUUUGUGACAUGGCCUGGAAUUCCCUGAGUCAAAAAUGAUAGAUUUCAGAGGUUUGAGGACCUAAAUUCCUCUAAAUGACAAAUUCUCUCAGGCCGAUAUUUUCCAAAUAGUUGUGAAGAACAAAUGCAUUGAGAAAUUGGCAUUUUAAAAGUGUAUUUAUGGAUAAUGGAAAAGUAGAAUGUCAAGGACUGGGUGGAACCUUAACACUAAAGAAUGCUUUGGGGUUCUAAGAGAGGGCACAUGAGUGAAAAUACACCAGACAACCACACACUUAACCUCAAACUUUUGCACAAAGUGCUGCUCCAGGCAAGGUUCUUUUCUGGUCGUCCGCCCCCCCCCCCUUUCACAGAGCACAGGCUGGACAAGGCUCUCCGGUCCCCCCCUCCCUUUCACAGAGCACAGCCUGGACAAGGCUCUCUGGUCCCCCCUUUCACAGAGCACAGCCUGGACAAGGCUCUCUGGUCGUCCCCCCCUUUCACACAGCACAGGCCGGACAAGGCUCUCUGGUCGUCCCCCCUUUCACAGAGCACAGCCUGGACAAGGCUCUCUGUUCCCCCCCCCCCUUUCACAGAGCACAGCCUGGACAAGGCUCUCUGGUCCCCCCUUUCACAGAGCACAGCCUGGACAAGGCUCUCUGCCCCCCCUUCACAGAGCACAGGCUGGACAAGGCUCUCUGGUCCCCCCCCUUUCACAGAGCACAGCCUGGACAAGGCUCUUUGGUCCCCCCCCCCUUUCACACAGCACAGCCGGACAAGGCUCUCUGGUCCUCCCUUUCAUGUCCUCUACUUUGGUUCGAGCAUCUUUGUUCCCUCUAUACCCUGACCCCUGUCUCUUAUCAUUUUCCCUCCCAUCCUUCUCACUCUUGCUCCAGAAAUCAGAACUUUGGUUACUGUCAGGAGAACUGUUAAGCCACAUUAUGGAUAGCUUGGGGAUCUAACAAUCACUUCUAAUGUGAUGCUCAAAUUAUAAAGAUUUAAUUUUAAAAUGAAAUUUUGGUCCUGAGUCCAUCUGGAAGCUUAAGAUGAGAAAGUAAAGAUACUUCAUAGUUAACACAAAUUCAUUAUACUUUGAUAAAAGGAACCAGAGCAACUAAAAUUAACUAAAUUGGUUCACCAUUACACAAAGAAAAGUUUCCCUUAUAGAGACUCAAUUUACCAUUGAUGUGCAAUAUUUUUAAAUGCCCAUGGUUCAAAGCUCAAGAGCAUGUGCUGCUCUUUCAGAGGCCACGAGUCCAGUCUCCAGCAUCUGCACUGGUUUGCUCACAGCCAUCUGUGGGCUCCAGCUCCAGAGGAGCCAACAGGAACUUGUACAUAUGUCACAUAUGUCACACACACACACACACACACACACACACACACACACACGAAUAAGAACUAAAACAAACCAUUUAAAACCCAUGCCAGUAGUGAUACAAAUGUCUGAAUUUAGAAUAAAACAAAGUGGAAACAUUUCUGAAUUCAUGAUACCAUAAUGGUAAGAAAUAAUUUUACUGUAAGAUCACAAGUUAGUCACAUUUAUCAUAUUUUUUCCAUCUUAACCUUAACAUAAAGUAACUCAACCUGAAAUUUCUACAUUUGCAUAAUUGACAAGGGAUUUGGCCAUUCAGACUAAUUAAUAUGGGUCCACAAGGUCAGCAUUUAAAUUAGGCCAAACAAAGUCUAAACUACAGAUUUUAAUAGAAAAUGUCAUGGCCUCAUUACUGAUAUAGUUCAGAGGCAACAUUAAAAUGAGGAAAAGACAAAGAGUUGGUAAAGAAAAAAAAGAGAAGGCAAGAAAAAUGAUAAAUUCUAUGUCUUUACCAUCGCUACUGAAUACAUUACAAACUGAAUUUGGAUGGAAACCUAUUAACAAUGUAUGAAAAAGUGAAGUUAGAAAUUACAUGUGCCCAUAAAGGCCUUCCAUCUGGGAGCUGCUGCUGGCCGAGAGCCAUUCACAUGUGGGUUAUGUGAUUUUUUAUGAGAACUGUUGUGGGCCACGUAGGUCGGGACCAGCAGUUUGUCACCUGCAGCCAGCUGGUUCAGGGUUAGCUAUCAUUUUGAAGAUCAGGAAGACAGAUAUCUUCCU
Molecule: messenger RNA, 4183 nt
Organism: Peromyscus leucopus (white-footed mouse)
Lineage: Eukaryota; Metazoa; Chordata; Mammalia; Rodentia; Cricetidae
Gene: Epcip
Product: chromosome 12 C21orf62 homolog
Exons: 3
Coding region: 557-1240 (227 amino acids)
Source: RefSeq, a predicted model, not a curated record